AUGAUUUUUUUCAGUAACAUAUUGCUGAUCCAUCACUUCUUAUGUACCAACACGGAUAGUAAGGAAAACAGUAUCAGCUCAGGAUGUGUGUACCCAGACGAAGAAUAUAUGGAUAAUCCGGGGUACGUGCAAGAUGAGUCAGAGCAAGAAUCGGAUGACAGACAUGCUCUCAUUGCAGAAUACCUCAAGAUUCUAAACGACAGAAUACUCCGUGAGGAUGCAAAAAUGGGUGUAUACAAGAACUUGCAAACCUUUUAUCACGAGCUUCCAAAGACAGUACGAUUUGUCUACGAGACUAUGAGGUUUGGUUUGCAUUUUUCUGUUAAGCAAGAGGACAGCACAGAGCCACCGGGAGGAUUGAAUGUUUCUAUUGACAAGACGAGCAUUGAGAUGGUGAAAUGUAUUUUUGCAAAAUACCGUAUUAUGUUCUUGAAAAUUGUUGUUCGUAGGUUGUUGGAAGAUUUAUCUGAUCUCAGAGAUAUGAUACAGCAAUUUUAUUUCAUUACUGAUCUAUAUCUUCAUAACUUGACGCAUGAAUAUACAGAUCGGAUCUAUGAACCUCAUAGAACAGUGCAAGAUUUUAUAAAUAUUGAAAAAACUCCAAAAUUACGAACGCUAACAAUUAUCCGUAUGAUAGUUGCUGAUGAAUUUUUAGAGAAAAUAAGUAAUACAGCACUGGAAAAUCUGAGUUUUACCGAAUGUAUUUUUCUCACUUCAGAAGGUACUGAGAAACAGCCGAAAAAAAUUAAGUUAGCAUUUGGAGAAUCAUAUAAAGCAGUCUGCUUCGACAUGUGCAGUAUAUAUAUUGAAGACAUAAAAUCACAAACCAUAUGUCAAUCGCACUAUGCAACAAUUAUCAUUGAACUGAGUAACUGUAUAAAUCUACGUACUCUGACAGUAAACUCGGGUCGAUAUGUGAAUGUUGUGCUUAGGAACAAAAAAAUAAUCGAUCCACGGCAGGCAUCAUUGCAUAGGUUAAGAAAAAAACCGCUGUUCGUGUCUUCUCGGUGUUCUAGGGUUAGAUUAGAGUAUUUAUCAAUUGAAAUAUUGGACGUAAGGCUCGCAGUCAAAUUUUUGAAGACAAUCAACAAAAAGAGACUUAAACAUUUGAUGUUAACUUAUUCCACUUGUGAACAUUAUUUUGAUGCUGUUGACAUUUUUGGUAUAGACUUUGUUGCCCUUGAAGUUUUGGAAAUUGAUGCUAGCGAUUGUGAUUUAGAGCUGAAGAAUAAUCGCAUCAGUAUAGUAAAUAUGAAAGGGUUAAAAUCACUGAAAAUUAAGUGUUGGCGUGCAGAUAGAGCACUCAUUCAAAUGAUAAAUGAGCAGCAAGCGUUAAAAUGUCUCAAAGUGGAGCUGAUUGCUUAUGAGGAUAAUAAUCAUAAACUUUUGUUGCAACAAUGUGGUUUAGAAGAUUUAUUGGAGGAUCUCUUCAUCAGUUCUUAUCUGCCAUUUAAGGAAUUGAUAACGCUGAUAAAUCGUUAUAAGCAAGUGAAGGUAUUUCACGUAAACAGUAAAUUGGUAGAGUUAUCAUGUAUUAGCACCGAUAUACAGUUCUUAGAAAAUGGUAGGCACAUGUCAAGUCCUGAUCAUGGAAAUUUAGCGCAGUCAGGAUUAGAAAUGCUAUGUAUUCACGCAGAUGGAGAUUUUCCGAAGUUAAUUGAAUUUAUGGCACAUCUUAGCCUUGCACAAUUCGCAAACGUAAAGAAAUUGGUGAUAAAAGAUGGAUUGUAUCGUUAUAGAUGGAAUGUGGGCAGACAUCCGGAAUCAUUUGAGCGAAAUGAAGGAAUGGAGUUGAAUGUUCUCAUCGAGAAUAUUUUCAUGACAUUCAAUAGGCUAGAAAUUCUAAUUAUCAAUGAUAUGAAUGAUAUAAUGCCUAGAAAAAUGAUCGGUUGUCUCGAUGAGUUUUUUUCAACGCGAUUUAAAUCCGUCAAGAUGCGAUAUGAAUGGUCAAAUGAGUAUGAUGAAGAGAGAGUUAUUUGGGAACUCUAUAAAUAAAA
Molecule: messenger RNA, 1997 nt
Organism: Vavraia culicis subsp. floridensis
Lineage: Eukaryota; Fungi; Microsporidia; Pleistophoridae
Exons: 1
Coding region: 1-1995 (664 amino acids)
Source: RefSeq, a predicted model, not a curated record